This is a messenger RNA of Meriones unguiculatus (Mongolian gerbil), 1548 nucleotides long. Its product is annotated as arylacetamide deacetylase-like 2. The record is from RefSeq and is a predicted model, not a curated record. The transcript is spliced from 5 exons. NCBI's taxonomy places the organism in Eukaryota, Metazoa, Chordata, Mammalia, Rodentia, Muridae. Gene Ontology annotation, cellular component: membrane. The coding region runs from base 90 to 1295 and encodes 401 amino acids. Gene Ontology annotation, molecular function: carboxylic ester hydrolase activity.
AGGGCUCCUAUUCUGCGCUCAUCCUGUGGCUUAUUAUUCAGUAUUUAUGAAAAUAUUUCAUCACUACACUGUGAAGAGGCUGGAAUACCAUGGGAUUCAAAACUCUCUGUUUGGGGCUGCUUUGUGUUAGCUUUUUAUCUUACAUCUAUACACCCAUACCUGACAACAUUGAAGAAACCUGGAAAGUAAUGGCCUUGGAUGCAGUUGCUAAAACUUGUACACUUAUGGCCCUGUGUCUUGAAAAUAUAGGAGUUCUGAGAUAUGAAGAGUUUAUUUCCAUGAUAAUCAGUUUGGAUUAUACACCACCACAUUCAGACGAGCACAUCACAGUAACUGACACGGCCUUUGUGGGCAUCCCUGUGCGCUUGUACUUACCCAAGAGAAAGUCAGAAGCCCCAAGACGGGCUGUCAUCUAUUUUCACGGCGGAGGAUUUUGUUUCGGAAGUUUCAAGCAGACGGCUUUUGAUUUCCUGAAUAGAUGGACUGCAAAUAAACUUGAUGCUGUUGUUGUAGGAAUGGAUUACAGGCUGGCUCCUCAGCAUCACUUCCCUGCACAAUUUGAAGAUGGUGUCACAGCAGUCAAGUUUUUUCUUCAGGAUAGAAUUCUUAGUAAAUACGGAGUAGAUCCUACCCGGAUUGCUAUUUCAGGCGACAGUUCUGGGGGCACGCUGGCUGCAGCGGUCACACAACAGGUGCAGAUUGAUCCUGAAGUAAAGCAUAAACUCAAGCUGCAGGCCCUACUUUAUCCUGGUUUACAAGUAAUUGAUACUCACUUGCCAUCUCAUCGAGAAAAUGAACAUGGUAUAGUUCUGACAAGGGACAUAGCCAUAAAACUCGUGAGUUUGUUUUUCACCAAGGAUGAGGCACUUCCACGGGCAAUGCGCAAAAACCAGCACAUGCCCCUGGAGUCCAGACAUCUGUUCAGGUUUGUGAACUGGAGUGCUCUUCUUCCUGACAAGUAUAGAAAGGACCACGUGUACACUGAGCCUGUGCUUGGAAGAUCGGGUUUUUCAUUGCCAGCACUGAUGGAUCACAGAGCAUUGCCCUUGUUAGCCAAUGAUGCUCAGCUGCAGCAUUUGCCACGAACAUAUAUUCUUACCUGUCAAUAUGAUGUCCUGAGAGAUGAUGGAAUCAUGUAUGUUUCAAGACUUCAGAAUGUUGGAGUUCAGGUUGUUCACGACCAUGUGGAGGAUGGAAUCCAUGGAGCCUUAUCGUAUAUGACAUCACCGCUUCACUUACAUCUAGGGCUGAGGAUAAAAGAUAUGUAUGUGAGUUGGCUGGAUAAGAAUUUAUAAUUACAGUUUUCCUCAGUAAAAUUUAAUUGUGGAAAUAUUUUAGUUGUGAAAAGAGUAAUAUAAUUUGUGUUGUCUAAAACAACACAAGAUUUGAAUCAAUUAGAGGUUGCUAUGUGCUCUUGAACCUAUUUUUAUAUUUUUUUUUGUUUUUUUAAACUCUGAUCUGUAAAGUGUAGUUAGUAUGUUUCCCCUUUAUUAUAGCUUAUUAUUAUUACAGUGCUCACUAGAGAAGCCUUUGCUUUGGGAAUUUGAG